This is a messenger RNA of Sphaeroforma arctica JP610, 195 nucleotides long. RefSeq lists its product as hypothetical. Gene Ontology annotation, molecular function: acyltransferase activity. The record is from RefSeq and is a predicted model, not a curated record. The transcript has a single exon. Lineage: Eukaryota; Ichthyosporea; Ichthyophonida. Bases 1 to 195 code for a protein of 64 amino acids.
AUGAGCUAUGAGACCCUCAAUGAGAACGGAAACCUCGGUUCUUCGGCCAUUCUGCUUGUGCUCGAGAAAGUGUUCAACACCACGGACGCCGAGGAGGUGAUGUUUCUGGCAUUUGGCCCGGGUGUGACCGUGGAGUGGGGUAUGUUUCAGCGUCGCCCAACCGAAGAGGUAGAACAAGUCGCUGGCGGAAACUAA